Dryobates pubescens (Downy woodpecker) is the source of this 6553-nucleotide messenger RNA. RefSeq names its product sorting nexin 19 (gene SNX19). Gene Ontology annotation, molecular function: phosphatidylinositol binding. The transcript is spliced from 11 exons. The coding region runs from base 52 to 2883 and encodes 943 amino acids. NCBI's taxonomy places the organism in Eukaryota, Metazoa, Chordata, Aves, Piciformes, Picidae. Gene Ontology annotation, cellular component: intracellular membrane-bounded organelle; early endosome membrane. The record is from RefSeq and is a predicted model, not a curated record.
GGUGGCCCUUCAGGCAGAGCCCCAGGGCGGCUCCUCCUGCCCAGCCCCACCAUGCCAAGCCAGAGGCCACAAGGAUUCCAGCGGGUGCUGCUGGCGCUGGUGGCCAUGCUGGGCUGGCUGCUGGCCCUGCAGCUGCUGGUGGACCUGCGGGCACUGGGGCUGCUCUGCGGGCUGCUGGCAGCACUGGGCGGCUGGCUGGGCCCCCGAGCUCUCCGUCCCCCUGGCCGGCGGCUGCGGCUGGAGCGUUUUGUCAGCUCGCUGCAGCCCCAGCCCCGCUGCCCCGAAGCCGAGGAGCGGCUGGAGAGGGAGAUCACCAGCACCGUCCACAAGGUGGUGCGGGACUUUGUCGCCUCCUGGUACCGCACCGUCAGCAGCGAGCCAGCCUUUGAGGUUGAGGUAGAGAAGGCUAUGACCGGGCUGGCGGCUGAGCUGAGGCGGCGGAUGCGGCGAGUGGACCGCCAAGCCCUGGCUCGCCGCGUCCUCCUCCUCUGCGGCCAUCACUUGCAGAGCUACCUGCAGGCCACUGAGGCCCUGAGGGACGAUCCAGCAGGUGGCAGGACCCUGUGGCAGGAGUACAGCCGGCUGGCAGGGCCGCAUCCUGCCCUCCUCAGCCCGGCAGCUGAGGUGGGCUACGCCCGGGCUGCGGUGGAGACGCUGCUGCGGGCGCUGGUGCCCUGGCCACACCUGGAGACGCGGACAGGCCGCUUCGUGGUGGUGGAGCUGGUCACCUGCAACGUGCUGCUGCCGGCCAUCAGGAAGAUGGCUGAUCCUGACUGGAUUAACCUGCUGCUCAUUGGGGCUUUCUCCAAGAAGCCCCGGGCUGAGAAGCCGCCCCCAGCGCCCCCAGUGCCUGAUUCCUUGCCCUUCACGGUGCCGACGGACACCGUCCCUGCAGGGUUGUCGCCUACCCCGAGGGUCACAGAGGUGCCCAGGCAAGAAGCUGGAGCUGCUGGUGAGAAAGGAGAGGACUCAGUGAGUGGUCUGUGCCCCCCAGAAGAGCCCUUCCUCCGGCCCCGCGCCCUGGGCAACCUCUUUCCCUGCGAGGGUUUGGAGCUGGAGUCCUCCGCACCGGAUGCUGGCCAGGACGUGGAUCUGCUGGCACCAUCACCUGCAGGGGAGUUCCUUGAUGAAUCCCUCCAGGACACCUCCAAUGUGCUCGAGGGACCAGAAAAUGGCAUAGGGGAUCAGGAGGAAGGCAUUGCCACCAACUCAGAUGCUGGCCUGCUUCCCACCUCUGCUUUUGCACUGAGCUCCUGCCCUGACAUCCAGAUCAACCCAGCAGUUGAAAAGGAAGUAGAAGGCCUUGCUGUGCCCAAGAAGUCCUCCUCACAGAGACCCUCCAGCUUGGGGAAAGAUCUGGGGGCAGCAGAGGGCCCACCACAAACCCUUGCAGACUCCAGGCAGACUCUGCCCCUGCUCACAUCCUCCCCAACAGCUUCCAUCAGCACCUUCAGCUUUGAGCCCCUCAGCAGCCCCGACGGACCAGUUGUCAUCCAGAACCUGCGGAUAACUGGGACCAUCACUGCCCGAGAGCACAGUGGGACUGGUUUCCACCCCUACACCCUCUACACUGUCAAGUAUGACACAGCCCUGGAGGGUGAGAGCACAGGCAGCCUCCAGCAAAUGGCUUACCACACCGUGAACCGCCGCUACCGCGAGUUCCUCAACCUCCAGACCAGGCUGGAGGAGAAGCCGGAGCUCCGCAAGUUCCUGAAAAACAUCAAAGGCCCAAAGAAGCUCUUCCCUGACCUCCCAUUUGGAAAUAUGGACAGCGAUAAAGUGGAAGCCAGAAAAAGCCUGCUGGAAUCUUUCCUGAAGCAACUGUGUGCAAUCCCUGAGAUUGCAAACAGUGAGGAGGUGCAGGAGUUCCUGGCCCUCAACACCGACGCCAGGAUCGCGUUUGUCAAGAAGCCCUUCGUUGUCUCCAGGAUCGACAAGAUCGUUGUCAAUGCCAUUGUGGACACCUUGAAGACAGCAUUCCCCAGGUCAGAGCCCCAGAGCCCCACGGAGGAUCUGAGCGAGUCUGAAGUGGAUGGGAAAUCUCAGACAGAGGGGAAGAAGGCAAACAAGUCCCGGCUGAGAUUCUCCUCCAGUAAAAUCACUCCAGUGCUGAGUGUGAGUGAAGCUCAUGACAGGAUCUUGUACUCUCUCAGGGAAGGAAGUGCUGUCUCUGGCACCCUGUCCCUGGCUGCUAUGGAGUCCUUCAUCCAGAAGCAGGAGAAGCUGCUGGAGGCUGUCCCCAGCAAGGCUCCUGAAGGUGAGGGAGGCAGAGAAGUUAAGGACAGCUCCAUGCUGGAGGACAUAGAUGGACUGGGCACAUCAAAGCAUGGAACACAUCCAGUCACAGAACCUGACUCUGAGACAGCUUUGGCUGACCUGGCCCUGGAUGUGCUUCGUCUGCUGCUGCUGGAUCGCUGGAGCUGGCUGUGCACGGAGAACGUCCACAAGAUCUGCGACCUGCUCUUUGGGACCCUCAUUCAAAGGUGGCUGGAAGUCCAAGUGGUUAACCUGACCUGCACCCAGCGUUGGGUCCAGUACCUCCAGUUGCUCCAGGAAUCCAUCUGGCCUGGAGGAGUUUUACCAGCAGUGCCUAAACCAGCCAGGACAGAGGAACAGAAGAAAGCAGCAGCAGAGCAAGCCCUGCAGAGUCUGAUGGGGAUCUUGCCUAAUGUAAUCCAAGAAGUCCUUGGGACCAGUAAAUGUCAGAUGAGCUGGAAGCUGGUACUGGAGUCCCUGGGCCAGCCUGUGAUAAACAGGCACCUGGUUUUCUGCCUCUUGGAUAUUGUGCUGGAGUUCUUGGUCGUGAAGGGCUCCAGUGAUGAGCUUGAGACCGCAGCUGUCGCGCCGUCUGCCUCCGGAGGCCUGGAGCAAGCAGCACACUGACCGAGGCUGCUGUAGCCAGCAGUGGAGGAGAGCAGCAGCCACAGGCAUGGGCUGAUUUGAUUUCCAGUGCUUACUGAACACGUCUGGGAGCUUCUUGCAAAGCAAUUGUUCCAGCCAGUGCUACAGGGGGCUGCUUCCAGGCUUCUCUGGUUUGGCUGGGUAAUGGAUUGAGCCCAGCGUCAGAGGCUGAGGGUGGGUUUCUGCCAUGUAGCAUCUGCUCUGUUGCUGACCUGAUGGAGAGCCUGGAAUGAAGAAGCCUGACCUCUGCUGAGCUGGGGAGUUGGAGAAGGAUAUGGAGGCUGCCCACAGAUCCUGCUUUCUUGCCCCACUUUCCUGAACAUCAGACAGCACAUCAGAUGUGCUUCCGUGGCUUCAGCUGGCGCUGGCGUGUGGAGAUUUGAUGGGAUGGUGUCUUGUUGAUAGAGGCUGAUAGAUGCUUCUCCAGGACAGGUCAAGGGAGAAACAAAUGCUAGCCCUCCUCUCUAAGCAGCCUGCCCUGUGCCUACACCAGCAUCAUCCAUUUUACCAGAAGGAAGAUGGAGAGAGAAUGGAGAGGUGGAGUUGUGGUGGCAGCCCUGAAGUCAAGGUCAAGGAUCCCAGUUUUGGAAGCAGUGCAGAAAUCAGGGCUGCUGUCCUGCAGCAGGGACAAAAUGAGCUGCUUCCCACUGCCUCUGCACUGACAUGGUCUUGUUGUGGCCUCUCUUGCUGACUGAACAUCAGGAUGUAAGCAGGUUAGGCUGUGGUCCUGCAAAAGAGACUUAUUCCCAGGCUGAAGAGUGGUGGCUUAGCUGGACCCCAGAGGACUGUGCAUGUUGCCUGCUGAGCCAUGUUUUAGUCCCAGAGGCUGCCAGGGGGAAGGCACAGAACUGAAAUAUUGCUGACCCAUGUGUGACACAGCAAGGAAAUCACCUCCCACACAGAGUGCUGGUCACAGCAAGCUGGGGAAGGAAGUGAGCACCUCUGAACCCAGGAGGAACUCCAGAUGAGUCAUGGACAGCCACAGAGAUGAGUUUCAGAGCCCCACCUGGGCUCUGGGGUUGAUUGUUCUGUCCCCAGGCUUUGCUGUGCCACCAGGCUUUGCUAUGCCUGCUAUUGCAGCAGCUGUGUGCAGAGGGCUCUAGCAAGCUUGCCAGGUCACCAUGCCCAGUGCCACCCAGCACACUUUGCUGGCAGCUGCUUUUCCAGGUCAUCCAAGGCUUGAGUGGGUUUGUCAGGUUUGUGGCAGGACAAAUGGACAUGGAGAGCAUGCACCAACAGGCUGGUGUGGUGACCUGUUCUGGUGUAUUUCCUGAGAGAAACAGCAGCUGCCCAGAGCUGGACUUUGCUGAUCAAGGAGCUGCUGCUCCUGGUGUUCUCUACAGAUUAAAGCACUUUGAAGAGGAGACUUCCAGCAGGGAAGUGUGCAGGAUCAUGACUAGUUUCCAUGUUACAGGACAGGCAUUUCAUGCAGCCUGCUGUUUCUUGGAGCUGGAUACUCUGUGGCCUGCUUGGAGGGAAGAUGAUGUAACUCCAACAUGCCUACUGCUGGAAGCAGAGACUCUGCUCCUUUCAGAGGCAGCUGCUUAAUGAUGGCCACACAGUGAUGUGUGCUGCUUUGUGCUUCUGGUGUGUGUUGUGUGCUUAGCUUGCUGCCAGCAUUUUUAGGGAGCUCCAAGGACAUCCCAAGACAAGGCAGAGCCCAAUGUAAUGAAGCAAAACAGUUUUGCAUGGCUUCUCAGAGCCAGUUCUCAGCAGUGACACUUGUGAGCUGCUGGUGGCCUUGCCACCUGCCUGGAAAAGAAGGGAGCAGGUGUGUUAAGUAGCUUAAGAGUAGAACAGGCCAAAAAGUUGGAGAAGGCUUCAUAUGGGAUAAUCCCCAAUGGCCAAGCAGCAGGCUGGGAAGCAGGACUCCCACACAUCCUCUCCUUGGAGUAGCUGCCUCACUCUGUCCUUCACUGCCAGGCUCCUGUUUCCCUCCUUUUACCUACUACUUCCAUUUAUUAAUCACCUGUCUUGAGGAGAGGGCAGCAGAAGCAGCAGCCAUCAGCCAGGGCUGAUGGAGCUUGGCCCUGUUGUGCUUGGUGGCCUCCCAGACACUCUUGGUGUGCUGGCUUGCUGUUGCUUCCUCAUUAAUUAGCUGGCUUUGGAGCUCCAAGAUUGUAGUCUGCCACUGAUUAGGGAUAUCAUUAAGAGACUGCCUGAAAAGGAUCAUUCAGGAACACACACUGCAAGCUGGGCACUGCCAGCUCCAGGUGGGGGCAGAGGUCUAGCACAGCCCUUACACUGGAUGUGAUGUUGGAAGAAGCAGCUAUGGCUUUCCUGGGAAGCCCCAGCAAACCCCUGCCUUUCACCCUGACCUCUAACAUCAUGUGAGUCACUCAACAAUCAAUCCUUGUGAUGGAAAUCAUUUCUGCUGGCAGGCUCCAAGGAGCAUAGCCUGAGAGCUGGGGCUUUGCUGGGCUGGUGUGACAAUCAUCUGUGCUUGGUCUCCCUGCUUGGGGUCUCCAUCUCCUGCACUGCCACACAGGGACCUCAGAGCCUGCACUUUGCAGACUCCCUUGGUGAAGCAGCAGCAGUUUGCCAGGGGAGAAGCUGGGGCAGGGAGAUGAAGCAGAUUUACUUGCAGACUCUGAAGUCAGCAGCAGAGUUGGGGACAAGCCCCAGGAAUUUGGAUUGCAGAGUCUUAGUUUUAAUCCCCAGACCUCCCUUUCUUCUCUUAACGUGAGGAAAAGCAGCACCCAGGCUUGCCAGAGCCCUUUCUCAUGCUCUCACUGGCUAAGCUUCAAACUCCCAUUCUCUCCUUCAUGGAUCUUAGUCCAUUCUCACAGCUGAGGUGAAGCUGCCCAGGAGCAGUGCAGGAACAAGGAGCCCUUCUCUCUCUCUCUUUCUCCCCCUCUCUUGUUGUUAGGGAAUCCAAAAUCCAAUAAAAAGCUCAGCUUUUUUCCCUGCUGCCACUUCUUUGCCUCACUGCAAUUUGGGGAUUAGAUUCAGCAGGCCACUGGCAAAGGCAGAAUUCUCCAGUCAGGUGGGCUGAAAGUUUUUCACUGCCCUUGGACUGAGACUAGGAACCCCACUUUGGUAAAACAAACAAGGCCAACAAAGCAACUUCUGAGUCACUCUGUCUGUGUCUGUUCCCAGCCAGCUCCCUUUUUUCUGCAGGGAUUUGUGCAGAAGGCUCAAGCCACUUCUGCCUAAAGGGAGAAAGAGGUGAGAGCAGCCAGGCUGGAGCUAAAGAACAAGUUGCAGGCUUCUGUCUGGAGCAGAACAUGAUUCAGGUGGAUCCUCAGCUCGCUGCAUCCUGCUGGAUACACAUGUUCUGCUUCCAGCCCACCCCUUGCUGUCUGUGUGGCAUCAAGGAACACAUUUCAUCCCCCCCUGGAAGCAGAGGCUGCUGGUGUGUGUCUGUAACAGCAGAGUGCAGUGAUCCAGAGCUUCAGGGCACCACUGGAAGCUAAAUCAUUGGCUGUGGUGUUGAACCACAGCUUGCUCUUGAUGGUUUGGGGGAUAAAGGAGUGUCACCAUCCCCUAUUGUGUCUCCUGUAUUCAAACCCUUCGGGUGCAGGUCUUCAGGGCUGUGUAGAAAAGCACAGUGUUGAAAAUCUGGUUUUGUUGUUAAGUGGGGGAGCAAAGUGGUGGUGGUGCUCCCAAGCACCUGUGGCUCUUGUUCUGUGGACAAUAAUACUCAGUUUCA